UUUAAUGAGCUCUUUAAUGCAUUCCACAUCCUUGCUGCCGCAUGCGGAAGCCACCGUAAUAGCCACCACGCAACCAUCAAGUGGAGCACGAACGAUCAACGAUUACCAUUUAGCAAUCGAGUGAGUCGAGAAAAGACGAUCGAGUAAGUACACAAAUAAUCAAGGACGAGAGCAAAACCCAAGAGAGGAUCGAGCAUCCACAAUAGAGGAAGAAUCGAAUCAACCCAAGACUACUACGAGAAAUCGGACUACUACUAGUUACUGGGAAUCAAAAUUCAGCAAGCAUCGAAUGAUAUUGCCGGAAGAAGACGAUCACAGCAGCAGCCAUCUAACCAACAACCAGCUCAAGCGACAAGAACAACAAGGACAAAGAACAACAAUGUCCUUCUCAACCAUCCUGGAAGCCCUCGAUCAUCAUGCUGGAGAGACUCCUGAUAAGAUUGUCCUUACCUGGGUCGACAAGAAUUGUGAUGAACAGAACAAGAUGACAUUCACGCAGUUGGAGGAUACAUCCAAUGCUGUGGCAGCUCGUCUCCUCAAGCUGGGAUGCCAAAAAGGAGACCGGGUCAUGGUGGCAUAUCCCUUUGGCCUCGAGUUCUUGGCUGGAAUGUUUGGAGCCAUGAAGAUUGGAGUCAUCCCUUGCUCUAUCUAUCCACCCAAUCCAAAUCAGCUCAAGACAGAAAUGCCCAAAUUCCGCAGAUUUGCAGAGGAUGCCGGAGCAAAGUAUGCCCUCUCCACCAAUACAUUUGCCACUGCCAUGGCUGCAGCCAGUGUCCUCUACAAGACUGGUGUCACAUGGAUUGGAACCGACAAAAUCUCAACCAAAAAGAGCAAAUCAAAAACGCCUAACGCUUAUGAGACGUACAUGGGAGAACCAAACGAUAUCUGUUUUAUCCAGUACACCUCAGGCAGUACGGGAAGUCCCAAAGGAGUCAUGAUCAGUCACCACAACCUAGCUGAGACAUGCAAGGCUGGAGUUUCUUUGACUCAAUGCUCGGAACCAAACUCUUUGGAAGUCCUGUGGGUCCCCCAAUAUCAUGACAUGGGUCUUGUGACUGGUUUUAUGGGAGCUAUCUUUUCUGGUAAUCCCCUUGUGAUGGCAUCUCCCUUGGAUUUCAUUCUCAAUCCACUACUGUGGACUGAUAUGGUCGAGAGAUAUCAAGCCACUAUCACUUCUGCCCCAAACUUUGCUUAUGCAUUGCUCCUCAAGCGCUUGGAGCAGGCCAACAGGAAAGCGGACUGGAGUUGUGUGAAGCGUGCCAUGUUUGGUGGCGAACCAGCCCAGAGCCAUGUUGUGGAAGCAGUGGCAAAGAAUCUUUCGGUCAAGCCUGAUUAUGUCUAUAAUAUCUAUGGUAUGGCUGAAAUGGUAGUGCUUGUCACUGGUGGGACAGCAAAGCCAGACCCUGAAGGUCUUGUCUGCUGUGGAGAAGUAGAUUCACCUACGCUCAAGCUUCGCAUUGUACAGGAUGGACAAGAGGUGGAGGAUGGGCAAGUUGGAAGUAUCUGGGCUCAAUCGCCACGUGUGGCAGUUGGUUAUUAUGGCCAGCCAGAGCUGACCAAAUCCACAUUUUCCAAUGCAUUGCCGGGCUAUGAUGGCACCUGGCUUGACACUGGCGAUUUGGGAAAGAUUGUUGAUGGGCAGCUGUACAUCACAGGUAGAAUCAAAGAUGUCAUCAUCAUCAAUGGCAAAAACUAUUAUCCAACGGAUGUGGAGCAUUCCAUUGAUGCAUCAUUUGGUCAUAUUGUCCGUCCAGGAAGAACAACUGCCUUUCAGUACAGAGAAGACAGUGUGGGCAUUACUUGUGAGCCGAGAAAGGAUUUUGACAAGUCUGCCAACAAAGAUUUGGCUGUUCAGAUAGCAAACCACGUCUCCCAAGUACAUGGGCUGUUUGUCUCAGAGGUUGCUGUUCUCAAAUCAGGUGCGACACCAAAGACCACAUCAGGCAAGCUGAAGAGGAGCGAGGUGCGGCAAACCACUGUUGCUGGUGAUUGGAAGCCAUCUUCUGUGAUCCUAAGGUUUCAGCGACAUGAUGGUGCCAUUCCAGUGGAAAAGGAAGGGGUCUUAAAGAAAAGCUCCAAAGGGAACCUCAUGGAACAACCUUGCAGUGGCAUCACAGAGGCAAUAGAUUUUGAAUCUUCAGGAGGUCUGAAUCCCCCCUCUACAAAUUCACCCAAGGACUUCCAAAGCUUGGUCAUCUCCAUCUUUGGUUCAGAGGUUGACACAUCUAAGUCAUGGGCUGAGAAUGGAAUUACAUCACUCAAGAGCGCGGAGCUGAGGAACAGUGUGGAGGAGGAGUUCCAUGUAGUGCUUCCAGUGAACUUUGAGCAGCUCUAUACAACACCAUUGGAGCUCCAUGAGUUCCUGGCCUCAUCUGAGGGAAAGUGCUUUCCUAUGCAAAAUCUCUAUGAUGACCCUGACUUUCCAAGCAACUCAUCUGUAUCUACGCUGAGCAAGGUACAACUUGGAGUUAUCCAAUCCCUUGGAUCAGCUCUGAUCCUUCUCUUAGUUUUGAUCUCAGCUGUUCCGUCCUACUUCCUAGUAUCCUGGGUACUGAACGAAUGUGCCUCAGCUGAAGAUGGAGAGUGCCAGAUAAUUUGGGGCCUGAUGCCCAUGAUCUUUCCUCUCUUUCUCCUAUCAUUCUCACUGGAUGUGGCCUUCUUCAAGUUUGUUGUCAUUGGCACAUAUAAAAAGCAACAAAUGGAGCUCCUAUCAUGGGAUUACAUCCGUUGGUGGUUUGUGGACAGGCUCGUGGAAGUCUGGGAGUCUAUUGUUGGACAAUUCCUUCUAGAAACCAAGUACAUUUGGAUAUUCUACUGGCUGCUUGGUGCUGACCUGGCUUGGUCUGCAAAGAUUGAAUCCUAUAUCCGUGAAUUUGACCUGGUGAAGGUGGGCAGCAACGCAACAAUUGCACAUCCUUUGAAGUGCAGAAAGUUCUCCCAGUCAAAAGAAGAGGCAAGCCCUAAGAUGACAUUCUAUCCCAUUGUUGUUGGAAAGAACUGCAAGGUCUUUGGCAUGAUCGGCCCUGGAGCGAAGAUUGGAGAUGGCAGCAAAGUGGAGAAACUAUCUGCUGUUGAUGAAGGAGCCUUAGUACCAAAUGGUGUCCUUGCUAGAGGAUUUCCAGCAUAUAAUGCUGGCCCAUUUCAUCAGCAUCAAGAAUCAAACUUUUUCGCAGAGUCAGUGUUGGAUGUCUUCAAGAUGGUCUGGGCCAUCUCUGAGGCAUACCACUUUUUCGCACUUUCCUCCUUGGUCCAUUUUGCACUCAACGGAGUCCUGCCCUCAUGGCGAUAUGGUGGCAUUCUUCAUUGGUUUCUGUUGUUUCCAUUGACAUCCUUCCUUGCCCUCCUCACAAGCAUUGCCCUCAAAUGGAUUCUGAUUGGUAAACGAGAUCCAUUAGAUGAAUAUGAAGGUUCACUCUACCGCCGGGCAACAAAUUGGGCUUGUGACUUCCACUUCCGUGUUGCUGCUUGGACUCUUGCUCCUUUCUUUGGCCAGUCCAGACUAUGGACCGUCAUCCUUUACCUUCAUGGCCUGGAUGUUGAUAUUGAAUCAGACCUCAGCAGCCCAUACUGUGUCUUCUUCCCUUCCAAGGUUGAUUUUGUGAAGGUUGGCAAGUCCUUUGUUGCAACCAGUUCUCUUGACUUGAGCAAAUGUGGGGACUCCAAGAUUGAGAUAAUCAACAGCAGCAUUGGAUAUAAUGUCAAUCUCCAUGCUGGUGUCAAGAUCAUGAAAUCAAUGAUCCCACCAAGAUCUGAUGUGUCGGACAAUGUCUACAACUUGAACCAAUCCAACAAGUUGCAGAAGCCUACAUAUUUGAUUAUGGAUUUAUUCCUUCCUGAAGUGUUGCAGCUUCUUCUCAAUGUGGUGAUUUUUGCCUCUUUCAUUCCUACCUAUGAGAUUGGCCUUGCUGCCACAGAAAGUUCUUCCAUUGCCAUUACUGCAUGUGGGCUGGAUGCAGCCAUUGUCCUUCAAUUGUUCCUGUGGGUUCUUUUGACCCGACUUGUUGAAAGGUUGCUGUUGAUCCUUCCAGGUCGUGCCCAGCAGAGUUUCUUUGGCAUCUACAUCAACCAUGUUUGGUUAUUCAACGUGGGAAAUUGGCUUGUUUUGCUUCUCUAUGGAACACCCAUGUUUGCCUACUAUGCUCGCAUGAUGGGAGCUGAGGUGGAUGGUGACCUCUGGUACUUUGGAAAUGCUCUGUAUGAGUACAGCAAACUUCACUUUGAAGGCAGCGUCAUUGUGGACAACUCCCAUGUUAGCGGACACUAUGUUGAUCGCAAUGGGCUUGCCAUUGAUGACACCUAUGUGUCUGGAUUGUUGCAUCCAGGAUGCUAUGCCUCAGCUGGAGCAAAAGUGUUUGGCUCAGAAAAUGGUCCGUGGAAACUCUUUCUGAGGAGAAGUGAUGUAGGCACCAAGGUCACGGCAGCUGCACUAGUCUAAGCUAAAAGCUAGGAAUGAAUUUGUGUUGUCCG
Molecule: messenger RNA, 4467 nt
Organism: Seminavis robusta
Lineage: Eukaryota; Bacillariophyta; Bacillariophyceae; Naviculales; Naviculaceae
Source: the annotation of a GenBank genome assembly